Molecule: messenger RNA, 1311 nt
Organism: Acipenser ruthenus (sterlet)
Lineage: Eukaryota; Metazoa; Chordata; Actinopteri; Acipenseriformes; Acipenseridae
Product: sorting nexin-24-like
Exons: 7
Coding region: 349-945 (198 amino acids)
Molecular function (GO): phosphatidylinositol phosphate binding
Source: RefSeq, a predicted model, not a curated record
GUGGGUGUUGAAUUCGAUCCACCCCUUUCAGCAGAGAGCAACACGAGCUUGUGUUGUUUGUAGUGAAUCGGUCAGCUGCGCUUCGCGUACAAUCUGUCAAUCUGGUCUCCAGCAUUACCGAGCUGUUCAGAAGAGACAAGGACCGUGGUGGAGAGGUCCUGGCACACGGGCGAGCGGGGGCAAUACAUAUAUUUUGGAGGUGUGAAAUAAAAUACCGGGAGAAGAACCGAGUGAAUUGUUAAACACAGGCUUGAUUGAUCAUCACCGAAUCUGCGCCCCCACCAGACUCUCCGCUGGCUUUCUCGUUAUUGACAGAUCGAUUGGAUCAGCUGUCUGUUAAACCCCGCAAUGAUUGAAGUUUACAUCCCGUCGCUGGAGAACAGCGCUGUUGAAGGCUCUGGCAAAACACGUACAGUAUUCCGUGUGGAAGUCCUGUUCAAUGGAAGAAAGCACUUUGUAUCGAAACGUUACAGCGAAUUCCACGCUCUUCAUAAAAAGCUGAAAAAAAUCCUCCAGACCCCGGACUUCCCUUCAAAAAGGAACCCGAACUUGAGGCAGAAGCCGUCCCAUCAGAGGAGGCAGGAACUUGAGGACUAUGUACAGUAUGUUCUACGAUUCAAUAAAGAGGUUCCUAAGGAGAUACUGGAGUUCCUACAUGUGAAGCAUUUCCAUUCUGUGAAUACGAGCUGCAGUCUCGAAUCCCUCAACAACUCUCAUUCUGAGGACUACAGCUGCAGACUUCUGCACCAGCGUGGUGUUGUUGGAUUCUGUAAAGAUCCCUACAUGCUGGAGGAGAGCUCAGAUUUCCUUCCCAACAUCAUUGUGGAUGGUGUUCUCCAGGGCUUGUAUCCCCGGGACAUCAGAGUCAGUUUUACUCCGUGCACAAAAAGCUGGCCUCCAACAAAGACAGAGCCUGCAGCCUCUCCGGAAGCCUCCCUGAGCUAACCCUGGUGGUCAGAGGCAGAGCUCUCACUGUGGGGUGGGGAGGGGAGGGAGGCCUCAUUACUGCUGAAGCUUCUGUUUUCUUACUGCAUCAUUGCCACUGGAACAUUUCUCAAGAAAUCAAUUAUUUUCCCCCAAAGGCCACUAUUGAAAAAACUAAAAUUGUUUUGUUACCCACAACUGAGCCAACUAGGUGCCUGAUACCAGAAUUAUUGGGAAUUUCAACAAUUGUAGGUAGCAUUUAUUUUAUUUUUUUUCCUUCAACUGUUUGGGAUUCUGGUAUUGCAAAGCAAGGGGAGUGUUUUAUUAUGCGUGGUAUUUUUCAAUGUGAAUCUCCUCCUAGGUUAAUAAAGGUCCUUUUCAUAUACA